ACCCCCCUCAAGAUGAGAUUGAUGUCAACAUUAAAUUAUAUAAGAGGAAAGAUAAACAUAUAAUUUGACAGAGGGCUAGUCUGCAGUGGCAAAUAAUUUUGGAAAAUGAUGAAGAAGGAAGGCAGUUAUUUUCUGUUCAGGACCAGGUCCGGGUUCCAAGAUGGAGAGGGACUGAAGGAAACACCAAGUAAUAAUGAGCAGGACUAGGAUUGGGCAUAGCUAUUUUAAUUGAUUUUUUUUUUAAAUUGGGGAACACCCUACAUGAAUGUGUGAACAAUGUAGAGUAUUAGAAACAGCAUAACAUGUUUUUAUGUAAUAAUACUGGACUCAAUGAGAAACUGUAAUGUCAUUAUAAAAUGAAACUGAAGAUGGCAGUAAUGCAACACAUAUGGAUCCCAGCUGCCAUAGUACUGUAAAGAAGAAGAAAAACCUUGGCGCAUGCGUGGACCGAUCGUGUCUAUCUUGUUGCUACAUGCAUCACUCUUUUAAGUGUACAAAAACAAACCCAUUUGAAACUGAUUUACGAAUACCCACAACGCUUUUCCACGGCGAUUGAAUCUCCACAGUAGGGUCGGCAAUGGUCCAAGAGAGUGUCCAGAUCAGGAGGCAGGGUGCCUAUGACUUCAAGGAAUACUACACUUUUGCCUGCACCCAACAGAAAUCUGUCCCCCUCACUGCAGUCAAAAUGCAUUUGGAUAAAGGCAUACUGGACUUUAACGGAGACAGGGUUAAACUAGUUGAUUGGCCGCCCAUUCUUGAAUCAAUCUCCAUCAAUAAGCACCUUUGCCACAUUGCAAUAAGUAGCACGUACCAGACAAGUUAUGGUUGUGGUGAUGCAGACAGAAGGUACUACAAGCCGGUGUUCAGAAAGAAGAUCCCAUCUGUUCGCUCGAGGGACAUGACUUUCAGGUUGUGUAAGGCUUUGAAGGAGUGUCUGUCUGUCUCUCCCUGCUUGAAGACUUUAAAACUUAAUGGACUUCCACUGAGGGAAAGAGACCUUGUAAACUUAACAAAGGGUUUGGCAAAAAGUUCUUCCUUAGAAGCCAUUUCUCUCGCAAACUGUCCAAUCGCUGAUGGGGGCUUGGAAGUAAUUUGCCAAAGUGUGAAAUACUCUAAACACAUCAAAGAUAUUGACUUUACUGCAUGCAAUAUCACAUGGAGAGGAGCUGAGCAUUUGGCCAACAUCAUUCAGCAUCAAGGAAUACAGAGACAUGGCUCAGCUUGGGAACAGUCCUUAAGGUAUCAGCAGCCAAAGUUUGAGGGGAUGGGAGGUCUCCGUCGCCUCACCUUGAACUGUAACACAUUGAUUGGGGACCAAGGUGCUGUUCAGCUGGCACGUGAACUGGCUGAAGACCUCUGGCUCAGAGCUGUGGACAUGCAGAAAUGCGGCCUCUCCAAUCGAGGAGCCAGCCAUCUGCUAGAAGCCUUGAAGACAAAUGCUGCUCUUUGUGUACUGGACAUCCGUAACAACCCUUUAGUUGACAACACACUAAUCAAAACUAUAAUAGAGAAAGUGCUACUGAGAGCUGACACACAGUCACGAGAGUACGGUUGGAUCACACCUGCCACUAAAGAGCCACUGAAAGCUUCUGCUUCCAAGAGACGAGUGCUUUCCCAAGCGGCUGCAGAGCGUACAGCAGCUCCCGAGAAAAUGGCCUCUCUUGGGGACAAGGGCUCAAUUGCUGCACAAUAUGAAAUGUCCACCUCAAGCAGCAGAAAUGUACCUCGUCAUUCUGCAGCACGUGCUGGGCGCCAGAGAGGUUUUCCUCCUGUAGUUCCUGUCACCGAGAGUGAGCAACAUCAUCAAGGCCAAGCCGGGUCCAAUGUGAAAGUUACUUUUGAGUCUGAUUCAGAAGAAGAGGAGGAUGAUGGCAACGAAGAAGAGGGUGAAGCAUUUGUGCAUGGGGACCAGAGGCCAUCUCAUCAUAACCUCCAGGACAGCAUCCUUGCACGGCGGAUGGAGCGAAUGCAGAUGGCACUACAGGAAUGUCGUUUGAGGUUGGGAGAGGAGCGCAGGUCUAGACUCAAAGCCGAAUCAGGUCUCAGGGAGUUUGAGCUGGAGAACGCUCGUCUUCGCGACAACAAUCGUACCCUGUCCGAGGCGCUCUCCGCCACGGGUUCAGAGCACAGCACGCUUGAAAAUGAGGACGUUCUUGAGAGCAUUGAGCGCUCAUUCAGCAAGUUCCACGCUUUCCUGGAUCUCGUCAAGGACGCUGGCCUCGGUCAGCUUGCAUCAAUGGCUGACAUCGACACGUCAGAUUUCCCGAUGUUGGGGAGACCGCAGCUCUCUUCCCCGCUUGGACACAUGACCCACCUAGAUAGAGCAGCAUCCAGUGGACAUCGUUCUAUUUUGACCCUGGGCGCUGACAUCACCACGCCUAAAUCUCCAUCCUCAGUCAGAGGGUCCGUGCAUCGAGAUGGCCCUCUCGACAGGACUUUCCAACUACCUGUUGGAGCACAGGUGCAGUUUAUUGCCAUGGGAGAACGGGACACAGCUCGGUUUUCUGAACCCGAAACCAAGUACGACUCUGUUUCGGAAUGCAGCUUCGCUAGCCAGAAACCCCUCCAUGAAACUCCAAGGAGUCGCCCGAACAGCAGCCAUAGCGGUUCCCAUCAAAGUAACGUGUCCCAUGGCAGCGCAUCCCUUGACCGAUGGGGUGCAGGCGACCUCCUGAGAGACAUUGUAAGUGACAAGCCGUCCUUGGCGGGCUCGCGGAGGUUGGUGGUCAUACCGCGGUCAGGGUCAGAGGGGAAGGCCAGUGCUGGGAGGGACAUUCUGAAGGAGAUCAGGUCUCUGCAAGGGCGCUCGGAUGGUGAAUAUUUAUAACACAAAAUAGGUUUUGGUAGCACUUCUUCAUUUUAAUCAUUUGAGAAUUUUGAUUGGACAAUCUUGAAGAGUAAUCGUAUGAGAAUGUCCAUGCUAAAUGUUUUCAUCUCCAAUUUGACCAAAUAAAAUAUUUUUGGAACGUU
Nerophis lumbriciformis (worm pipefish) is the source of this 2970-nucleotide messenger RNA. RefSeq names its product centrosomal protein of 78 kDa. The record is from RefSeq and is a predicted model, not a curated record. NCBI's taxonomy places the organism in Eukaryota, Metazoa, Chordata, Actinopteri, Syngnathiformes, Syngnathidae. Gene Ontology annotation, biological process: cilium organization. Gene Ontology annotation, molecular function: protein binding. Gene Ontology annotation, cellular component: centrosome; ciliary basal body.